CCCAGUUCGCUCUCACUUCACUCCAUCAACGACAUGGCUACCAUCACCAAACGAUUCUUCAGUCUACGCUCUGCGUAUUCAUCUUCUCUCUUCACCACCACCACCACCGCAUCCUCCCUCCUCCUCCACACUCCCACGCGCCGAUACUCCACCCCACCCCGCACCAGAACCCCACUCGAGAAACAGUUCGAGACAUGGGUCAACCACCUCAAACCCGGUUUCACCCCUUCCGACGUCGACCGCGCCCUCACCUCCGUCUCCGACCCCGAUCUCGCCCUCGACAUUUUCCGAUGGACCGCCCAGCAACGCUCCUACAAUCACACCGACCUCACCUACCUCACCAUCAUCAAACACCUCAUCGCCGGCCGCCGCUACCAGCAAGCUGAAACCCUCGUCGAGGAGGUCAUCGCCGGCGCCUGCGACGGCUCCAUACCCCUCUACAACUCCAUCAUUCGCUUCUGCUGUGGUCGCAAGUUCCUCUUCAGUCGCGCCUUUGAUGUCUACAACAAAAUGCUCAGGUCUGAGGAUUGCAAACCUGACCUUGAAACUUACACUUUGCUUUACAAUUCGCUGCUUAGAAGGUUCAAUAAGUUGCAUGUUUGCUAUGUUUAUUUGCACGCGGUUCGGUCUUUGACGAAGCAGAUGAAGGCUGUUGGUGUUAUACCUGAUACAUUUGUGUUGAACAUGAUCAUUAAGGCUUAUUCUAAGUGUUUAGAGGUGGAUGAGGCGAUUAGAGUUUUUCGCGAAAUGGGGUUGUAUGGGUGUGAGCCUAAUGCUUAUAGUUAUAGUUAUAUUGCUAGAGGUUUGUGUGAGAAAGGGAGGGUGAAUCAAGGGUUGGGGUUUUAUAAGGAAAUGAAGGAGAAGUGUUUGCGGCCGAGUACUAGUACUUAUGUGAUUAUAGUUUGUAGUCUCGCUAUGGAUCGAAGGUUUGAGGAUGCCAUUGAGGUUUUGUUUGAUAUGUUGGGGAAUUCUAGGUCCCCUGAUCAUCUCACCUACAAGACUGUUUUAGAAGGGUUGUGUCGGGAACGAAGAGCUGAUGAAGCCUUUGACCUGCUUGAUGAAUGCAAGAAGAGGGAUAUUUCUAUGAGCGAAAAGAUGUACAAGACUUUGUUGGAUGAUUUGCAUUAUGUGUGCCGGGAGUAGAUUCUUUGGUUUUGUCGAAGUUGAAUUCAGUUGUUCUAUUGCUUGGUAGAGACUAGAGCCUGAUUUUGGAGAGCCAUGAAUACUACUAUACACAUGAGAUAAAAGUCAGCUGAUUUUUUUCGAAAGAGUGCUGAAUGUAGAUAAAUGGAAACACCUUGCUUAGAGAUUUCUCCCAGAUUCUUUUGGACUACUUCCUUGCAGAAGUAAAAUUUACAGAUUGGUGGAGAAGGCACCUGAAUAUCUGUUAAUUGUUGACACACUGCCACUGGUAGUCUGGUACUGGUCUUGAUGAUAUGGUGGCACAAACUCUUUUCAGAUGAAAUGAGCCACUUGUUAUGAAAAAUAUGAGCGUGUGAUAUGGACCAGACCAUGGUUUUUUAGGGCUACAUGAUAACCCAGCUGAAGCAAAUACUGGUGCACUAUAACUUCUACCUAUGUCAUUGUGAUGGAACCUUGCAAAAGCUGAUUCUGGAUAGUUUGCUGGAUGGGCAUUUUAUGAUAUCAUAUAACAGCUAAAGUAACCUUAUAUUCAUCUGGUUCUUAUUGAUGUCCUUAGUUCAUUUGUUUGCUUGAUGAAUUCUUCUAGAAUGGAAUUUAGUUGAAACUUUUAUAGUUGCUGGUUUUGGAUAUCUCAACAGACAACAUGUAUUGCUCGUGGGGGUAGGGGGGGAUCACAUUGUGUAAGUAACUUGGCAUGAUCUGUUGUAUUUCUGAGUUAAACAGAUUUACUCAGUGUACGGUGGUGAUCAUAUUCACCAAUGGAAUUUUGUUUUUCUUUGCAAUGUUUAUCUGUUAGCAACUUAGCAUUAAGCAAUAUAUAUUGUGGGUUCCAAUAGUUUAUCAUAUCAUGUUUAAAAAUUCAUUUCAUUUAUAAAAA
This is a messenger RNA of Lotus japonicus, 2020 nucleotides long. Its product is annotated as pentatricopeptide repeat-containing protein At3g25210, mitochondrial. The record is from RefSeq and is a predicted model, not a curated record. Lineage: Eukaryota; Viridiplantae; Streptophyta; Magnoliopsida; Fabales; Fabaceae. The coding region runs from base 34 to 1143 and encodes 369 amino acids. The transcript has a single exon. Gene Ontology annotation, molecular function: protein binding.